UGUGAUUCAAGCAUAAUCCCACACAUUUUAUUUAGAUUAUAUUGAAAAUUUUAUUCCGAAAAAAAAACAGAGUUUUGUUUUCGCCAUUAUGAAAUAUUUGCCUCUACUCUCGCUUGUUUUUGUUUUCGUUUUGUUUGGAGUGCGAAAAUCGGUUGAAAAUUGAAAACUCCCAGAGCGGUUCUGGUGCUUUAAUAUGAGGAUAAUUUAACACUACAACUCAAGAUAUUUCGAUAAUUACCUAAAAACCUGAGCAUCAGCACCGAAAGGAAGAGAAAAUCGCUAAUGUUUUUACUAUUGUUGAUGUUUAUAAAACCAUUAAACAAAGGAUGUUUACAAAUUAGAACCAACAGCAGAUGGCGCGCAGGUGGGCAUGUUUGGGUGGGCGUAGAGGGUAGGAUCUACCACCCCUGUGCCUGCACCCUCCCUGGUGGAUAUUGAUUUAAUUCGCUAACACGUAGGUAUAAUCAAACUGAUCAUUCUGGAAAAUUAAAUACAAGACUACAGCUGGAUGACUAAGUCCCAACAAAAAAUGCGAGUUCCCGUUGCUGAUUGUAGGCAUUUCAACCCCAAUGCCAAGACAGAUGUGGAAAAGUAAUAGAUAAUUAGUUGUAAAAUAUAAUGUAAUAAGAUGUAAAACAUAUGUAUACUAAUAAAUACACAGUUUAAAUAAUCAUUUCUGCUUUUCUAUUCGUAACAUUUUUUUCCGAAUAAUCUAACCUCAAACAGCGAUACCGCACUCGAAAUAAUGGGGGUUUAUUACCCAUUUUUUGAUUUGCUAUCAAGUGUAAAAUAUACCCAUUUUUUGAAGUUCGUGGCUAAUACCCAUUAAUGGGUAAACGGCAAAUACCCAUUUAAUGGGUUAAGCCACUUUAGUUUGAAAUGGGUACUAAAGUACCCAUUAAUGGGUAUUUUCAAACUAGCGUGUGUUUACUUCGAGCUGCGAGGUGGACCACAACAAGGACCACAAGGAGGACGAAUUAACAAAUUCUCGCUGGGAUCGAUGCUGCGUGAACUGCAGGGAUACAAGAACCACAUCUUCGACAUGAAGCAGAUCGGAAGAAACAAAAUCAUGGUUGUGUUCAACAGCUACAUCAAGGCGAAUGCUAUCGUGGAAUUCAUCAACAACGAAAAUGGUAUGUACACGGCGUACAUUCCAAAGCAUGUCGUUUGCAUAUCAGGAGUAAUAGCAGGAAUCCCGAACGAUAUCACCACUGAACAGAUCUUCACGGACCUUCAGAGCGAAGUUCCUGUCGUCGACGUUUACCGUCUAAACCGCUACGUCAAUGGAGAGAAACAACCCUCAAACCUUGACUCAAACCGAGUUUCAAUCACGUUCCGAGCGAGCCGACUGCCAGAAAGAGUUCGACUGUUUUGCUGUGUAAGCAAAAUCCAACCGUUUGUGCAGAAAGUUGUUUUCUGCAAAAAGUGCUUGAGGUACAACCAUAAAGCUGAAAACUGCAAGGGUUUCCGGAGAUGUCAGACAUGCAGCGAGCGACACGAAGAGGAACCGUACGACAACUGCCAACAACAGAAGAAAUGCUUGCAUUGCAAAAAACCACACAACACAGGAAGCGUUGGUUGCCCAGAGCGACUACGACAGCAGCAAAUAAAAUCCAUAAUGGCGAAAAAGAACUACACGUUCGUCGAAGCACGAGAGAUGGUAUCGUUCACCUCGAACAACAUCUUUGAACCACUGAACUCACUGCAAGAUAUGCCGACAUUGGCGGAAACAUUAUCGGGAAGCAGCGAUCUGAAAGCACAAUGGCAACAAACGAACAACCCAAGAGUACCAAUCACACCGGCGGUGAAGCUGUACACGGAGAAAAAGAAGAAACCUCAGAACAAGCGAAAGAGACCAGCAACUACGGAAUCAACGAUGGACUCCCCAGAGCCAUUGCCUGGACCAUCAGGCACGUCAAAAAUCAACCAAGAAGAGAACGGAGUUGUAUUGCACAACCCGCACAAGGUGUACGAGAUGGAGAAAUGGAAGACCAUGUUGCAGGACAACAGAAGGAACAUUGAAGCAAGUGUUACCAACAAAUACCAAAACAAAGCCAUGAGCUUCUAUUCGGAGCUUAUCAGUGACGAAAGUGUCAGCUGCGAAAUGAAGGAAAAAGUAAAGCAAGCAGUACAGAAGCAUUUUGAACUAAAGCAAACGAUAAUUUAGAGUUAAUUGAAAACCGUAUCAACUAGGGAAAUAAAUAAGAAAAUAAGUGUCUCAAUGGAGGGUAAAAUCAAAAUAAUACAGUGUUAUAUCCAAAGUUUGAAAAACAUAGAGAGGAGUUACAAAGAGUGUUGAUAGGGGAAGACUAUUCAGUAGCGUUGUUACAAGAAACGUGGACUCAAGAGUUAUAUGAGAUUAGUACUCGUUAUAAAAUAUCAGGAUAUCAUAGUGUUUUUGAUUCGCGAGAGGAUGGUUAUGGUGGAUCAGCGAUCUUCAUAAAAAACAGUUUUAACUAUAGAAAGGUGGUAAUCGAUAAUUUGUCAGGGAAUAGUCAGGCAGUAGCAAUUGCUAUACCAAAGAGCCAAAUCGUAGUGGUAUCCGUAUAUCUAGCUCCAUCAGUUACAGCUGAAGAUUUCGAAGAAGACAUCACAAAAAUUUUUGAAUCCUUGGGAAACUACAGAAAAGUUAUUAUAGGCGGUGACUGGAAUGCUCACCAUAUCGCAUGGGGAAACGCAAGCUGCGAUAGAAAAGGUGGUAUAUUUAUGGAGUUGGUGAACCAAUAUAACUGGCUGGUUCUGAACGACGGACAAAGCACAUUUGUAGCCGUACAACUGAACAGACGAAGCACAGCAAUUGACGUAUCACUCUGCUCUGCCGAUCUGUACGGAGAGCUCCAAUGGACGGCACUGGAGUAUGGAGUGGGUAGCGAGCACAUGGCGAUACGAAUCGCUGCGAAUCACGAGCAGUCAUCAAAAGGAGACAAAUGGAUAUACAACAGGAAGAAAAUUUACGACCAACUAACGACCCUGGACCACACGGAGGUCCUGGGAAGAUUUAACUGGAAAGGUGCAACGAAUCUACAAGAAUAGCAGAAAACGUGAUGAACGGACGCCGAAAUAUUGGUGGUCACCGGAGGUAGAGGAAGCGUGGAAAACGAAAACCCAAGCAAGAAGAUAAUUCAACAAAGUUGGCAGUUUGGACAAUUUGAUAAAAUUCAAAAAAGCGUCGGCUCUAUUCCAGAGGCGGAAGAAGGUGGAAAAGGAAGCCAAGUGGAAGGAAUUCGUAGAGCACUCAGAGUUAGCAGAAAAGUUUCUGGAUCUACAUUUUGGUCAAAACAACCAGGUAGAUACGAGCGGUCUAGGAGGAUCGUUUGCUAACUACGACAUUCUCGAUGAACCAAGGUGGAAAAACAUUAUCGAAUCUAAAAAUUCAAACUCUGCACCCGGAGAAGACAAGAUUAUGUACGGAAUGCUGCGACAAUUGCAACCUGAGGUAGUGCAGAUACUACUAGAGGAUCUCAACGGACAAUGGCGAAGAGGUUAUCCUGGAGAAAUGCUGAAAACAAUAAAGGUCGUAGCCAUUCCAAAAAUCGGAAAGGAUCAGUCGACGUUGGAGGGAAAACGACCAAUAUCCCUGGUUCCAACUUGUACCAAAGUUGUAAAUACAGCGGUAUUGGAAGAGCUCAAAGUCGUUUUGGAAGUUAGGAAUAUACUUCCACCAAAAUCAUUUGGAUUCCGUAAAGGGUUGUCCACAAACACAUGUGUGUCAUAUGUCAUCAACAAGAUAAUGGGAAACAAGAGAGAUGGACAUCUGACGAGUAUCAUAUUUGUGGACCUCAACAACGCUUUCUGCAGCGUCAAGGUGAACACAUUGCAGAAGAUCAUGUCGGAGAAUCGAGUCCCCUCGGAAUUAAACCAACAAUCAAUAUGAAACUGGAAAUUCGCCCUUGACGCCAGUUUCAUCAUUUUUCAAUAACCCCAUUCCCCCAGUACAUCUAUUUUGAAUGGCCAUAAGGAGGCGGCGCUUUUGACGCGUCGUACUGUCAACCGUAUUUUUCUCCGUUCGUUGAAAACAUUUGAAAAUUAUAUUCACACAAGGAUAACGCUUGCAGAUCCCGAGUAUCCCUGGAUCAAUUAACACUCUGCCUGAAACGCGGUCAUAAGCAAGGUCCUAAAAAAGUUCCCUUUAAUACCAUCGAAAUGGCCUGUCCGGAUCUUUCAUUCAAGCUAUCGGUUUCGCAAGUAAUGCCAGACGCAUCCGCAGCAGAAGUCAUGGGUGUCGUCUCCGUGGAUGUCGAGGAAUCAUGGGUCGGGAUCUUGAGAGAAGGUCAGCCUUUCACUGAAUGUUAACGAACGUGUUAGCCGAUGAGGAGCAGUUCAAGAUGGAAUUGAGCGCAGCGGAACCGAUUCGUGACCGUUAUUAACCCUCGAGCGAUCGCGCUGUUGUAUUUUGUACAACACGAUGAAAAAAUCUCGCUUUUUGUACUCAGCAUUAGCGUGGUGCUGACGCAGGUAGUCAACCACGCGAGUUACGGAAGGUUAAAAAUAGUGAAUAA
Molecule: messenger RNA, 4499 nt
Organism: Aedes albopictus (Asian tiger mosquito)
Lineage: Eukaryota; Metazoa; Arthropoda; Insecta; Diptera; Culicidae
Exons: 2
Coding region: 902-2167 (421 amino acids)
Source: RefSeq, a predicted model, not a curated record